Sycon ciliatum is the source of this 2500-nucleotide messenger RNA. Its product is annotated as DDB1- and CUL4-associated factor 7-like. Lineage: Eukaryota; Metazoa; Porifera; Calcarea; Leucosolenida; Sycettidae. The record is from RefSeq and is a predicted model, not a curated record. Bases 213 to 1253 code for a protein of 346 amino acids. The transcript has 9 exons. Gene Ontology annotation, cellular component: nucleus. Gene Ontology annotation, molecular function: protein binding.
AUGUACAUAUGUAGCCUUGACUGAUCUCACCUAGAAACAGCACCACUGCACUUUUGCAACGACAUUUACCUUGAGAUCGUCGUCUCCCUGACGCUGUCGGAGCUCUGAGAUAGAGCCUCCGAGUGUAUGUGUGUUGCCGUUAGUAGUCUGGGCUGUUGACCGUCUUUGAAGACUUGGUUCAUGCCAACUAUAUUGGCGUUCACAAGCCGGCCAUGGCGACCUCCGCGCGAGCUCCCAAGCGGAAGGAGAUCUACAAGUACUCAGCCCCCUGGCGCUUGUACAGUAUGAGCUGGAGCAUUCGACCUGAUAAACGAUUUCGUUUAGCGUUGGGCAGCUUCGUAGAAGAAUACAGUAAUAAGUGUCAGAUUGUUUCGCUCGACGAGGAGACCGGGUCCUUCUCCGUGAACAGCACGUUUGAGCAUCCUUACCCGACGACGAAGAUUGUGUGGAUUCCCGAUCCGCAUAGUAGCUAUCCUGAUCUUCUGGCUACUACCGGUGACUACCUCCGGCUUUGGCGCGUCCAGGAUGAUGGCGAGACCAAGCUUGAGUGCUUCUUGAACAAUAACAAAUCGUCGGAUUACUGCGCACCGCUGACAUCAUUUGACUGGAACGAGGUCGACCCGAACUUGAUUGGAACGUCCAGUAUUGACACAACUUGCACGAUAUGGUCGCUGGAGACGGGGCAAGUGGUGGGUCAGACUCCGUCCAUCCGUGGCUCAGUGCUCACUCAGCUUAUAGCUCAUGAUAAGGAGGUUUUUGAUAUUACAUUCAGUCGCUCCCGUGCUGGCCGGGACAUCUUUGCGUCCGUCGGCGGUGACGGUUCCGUCCGCAUGUUUGACCUCAGGCAUUUGGAGCACUCGACUAUCAUGUAUGAGGACUACAACCAUCGGCCGCUGCUGCGAAUCGCAUGGAAUCGCCAGGAUGCCAACUACUUGGCUGCAUUCUGUCUGGAGAGCGAGGAGGUUGUGAUACUGGACAUUCGUGUGCCUUGCAUGCCGUUGGCACGACUGCGUAAUCACCGGGCGCCCGUCAAUGGCAUCACCUGGGCUCCACAGUCAUCUUGUCAUAUCUGCACUGCUGGUGACGAUCGUCAAGCUCUGAUCUGGGACAUCCAGCUGAUGCCUAACCCUAUUGAUGCACCGAUGCUCUCUUACUCAGCGGGUGGUGCAGUCAACCAGGUGCAGUGGAGCGCAACGCACUCCGAUUGGAUCGGUAUCUGCUACGACAACAACUUGGAAAUCCUACGCGUAUAGGUGGCACUACGAAAAACCCAUGUGACCUGUUCACCACGUACUAAAAUAGUACAAUUUGCGGUGAUGUCUAUGAUCCAUAGGUCAUGUGACCUAUACCGCACGUACUCCAUAGUACGAUUUGCUGUGAUGUCUAUGAUGCAUAGGUUCAACCACCUGCUCACCGGUCUACUCACUGUCGACACCCAUGAAAAAACACCUCUAUAGGAUAGAGGAACCAUAGGUCAGCCAGGUAUCCGGCACUAGUCCACAAUUCUAUGCCACUGGCACUGGCCGCUGAAAACUACUCACGAGCACGCUUGAAAUGUCCUAGUGCUCGUUGUACAUACAAUGUAUGCUUGUAUCGCCAUAGCAAACUAUCGCCAUAGCAAACACAAUGGUUGAAACUAGGUGCCAUUCUAGCACUUGGUAAUUCAUGAAACACAUUAUCAACCUAUCCUAGCACCGUUGACCUCGUCCUUGUCCCUAUUGCUCACACAUGCAUGCUGCCAUUUAGCACUGAGCCACACUGUACAAAUGACCUUCUACUGAUUAUUUUCCUCUGCUCUUUUUUGCAUGUGUUGAGGCUGCUGCAGUGUCAGCUUUGGCCCGCACUACCAGCUGAUGCGCUUUGUUGUUGUUGUUGUUGUUGUUGUUGUUGGCGGUGAGGGUUAUGAUUAGGUAUGUCAUGCUCGUCAACCUGGACUUGCUCCGUACCCUAUGCAUACGCAUAGUUUGUCUCCCUUUCUCAGAACGUGUACAUAUGCUGCGCAGUUGCCGCAUCUCUCUCUCUCUCUUUCAGCCCUUGCUUAUUGCCCCAGGUUUUACUCGACGCUGCAUAUUAUGUCUAUUUCAUACUCUGGCCUGAGUGCAAUUCUCAGUGUUAUGUUAUUCGUUGCUUGCAAGGUAGCAUGCUGGUUUGCCAUUGCAGCUCCUCCGGCACUUGAGAUCCAUGUUCUUUGUCUGGUGCUCUGCGUGCAGUGGUUUGUUUUUCUCUGAGAUAAUAACUUCUCGAUGCUACAUAUCUUAGUUCGUUUAGCUCCCUCCGUUAUUGACCUACAUUGCAUAUGUAGGGCUGCAUACCGUGCUUGUACCCCGCAUUCACACACUUGGAUCUUGCACAUGCACACACAUGCGCGCGUGAACACUCGCUGGCAUUUGCACGCAUUCUCUCUCUCUCUCUCUCUCUCUCUCUCUCUCUCUCUCCUUCCCUGUCUCUCUCUUGUAGUUUCUAAUCUCUCUCCGUCCUAAUGACUGUUAUCCUACAUUGA